This is a messenger RNA of Poecile atricapillus (Black-capped chickadee), 929 nucleotides long. It is a transcript of the gene GNGT2, whose product is annotated as G protein subunit gamma transducin 2. Bases 258 to 467 code for a protein of 69 amino acids. The transcript has 2 exons. Lineage: Eukaryota; Metazoa; Chordata; Aves; Passeriformes; Paridae. Gene Ontology annotation, molecular function: G-protein beta-subunit binding. Gene Ontology annotation, biological process: G protein-coupled receptor signaling pathway. The record is from RefSeq and is a predicted model, not a curated record. Gene Ontology annotation, cellular component: heterotrimeric G-protein complex.
UUUGGGGAAAAGGGUUGGGUUUCCCCAACCUCCACACUCCCAAAAACUUCCAGGGGGGUGCAGAUAAUGGAGCUGAGGGCGAUGGAGGAGCCAUGACCUAAAAACCUGGGGGAAAUGGAGACUGAAAUGUGUUGAACUCCUUGGGAAAGUGGGAAAAUGCUCCAAGACGCUGCUCAGGGGCACUGGGGGGGGUCACAAUCCUGCUGGAACACAGCAGGAAUCCAAAUAAUCGCUGAUUCCCGCAGUUCCAGGGCAAAAUGGCUCAGGACAUGACAGAGAAGGAGCUGCUGAAGAUGGAGCUGGACCAGCUGAAGAAGGAGGUGAAGAACGAGAGGCAAAUGGUCUCCAAGACCGGCAAGGAGAUCAAGGAAUACAUCGAGUCCAUGGCGGGCGAGGACCCGCUGCUCAAGGGGGUCCCCGAGGACAAGAACCCCUUCAAGGAGAAGGGGGGCUGCACCAUCAGCUGACCCCACGGCGGCCGUGCCCUCCUGCUCCCCCUCCAGCCCCACAGCCCAACCCCAGCGCAGUUAAAGGAGAAAAAAAUACCCAAAAAACCCCCAAAACCCCCCCAAAAAACCCCACCAGGAACGGAGCAAAAAGAGGAAAAUAAUAAAAUAAAAAUAACCCUCAAGAGACGCCACCCCCGCUGGCGCCGGCGUCUGUGGGUUCACAGCUGAGCUGAGCUUUCCCACGGGCAGAAAAUGCCAAACUUCUGCAUUUUCAGCAGCCUGAAAAACACCAAAGUUCUGCAUUUUCAGCAGCCUGAAAAACACCAAAGUUCUGCAUUUUCAGCAGCCUGAAAAAUGCCAAAAUUCUGCAUUUUCAGCAGCCUGAAAAAUGCCAAAAUUCUGCAUUUUCAGCAGCCUGAAAAAUGCCAAAAUUCUGCAUUUUCAGCAGCCUGAAAAACACCAAAAUUCUGCAUUUUCAGC